AUGAAAUACAUCAGAACUGAUCAAAUCUUAGAUAUCCCAGAAGGUGUUAACGUUAACAUCAAAUCAAGAAUCAUCACUGUUACCGGUCCAAGAGGUACUUUGACUAAAAACUUGCGUCAUAUUGAUAUUACUUUCACUAAAGUCAGCAACAAAUCUAUUAAAAUCACCGUUCACAAUGGUGACAGAAAACAUGUUGCUGCUUUAAGAACUGUUAAAUCUUUGAUCGCUAACAUGGUUACUGGUGUCACUAAAGGUUACAAAUACAAAUUGAGAUAUGUUUAUGCGCAUUUCCCAAUUAACGUUAACGUUAUUGAAAAAGAUGGUGAUAAAUUCAUUGAAAUCAGAAAUUUCUUGGGUGAUAAACAAAUCAGACAAGUCAAAGUUCAUGAAGGUGUUACUGUUGAAUUCUCUGCUAACCAAAAAGAUGAAAUUGUCUUAAGUGGUAACUCUGUUGAAAAUGUUUCACAAAAUGCUGCUGAUAUUCAACAAAUCUGUAGAGUUAGAAACAAAGAUAUCCGUAAAUUCUUGGAUGGUAUCUAUGUUUCAGAAAAAGGUACUAUUGUUCAAGAUGAAUAA
This is a messenger RNA of Hansenula anomala, 576 nucleotides long. RefSeq names its product 60S ribosomal protein uL6. Gene Ontology annotation, molecular function: structural constituent of ribosome; rRNA binding. The transcript has a single exon. Bases 1 to 576 code for a protein of 191 amino acids. Lineage: Eukaryota; Fungi; Ascomycota; Saccharomycetes; Phaffomycetales; Wickerhamomycetaceae. The record is from RefSeq and is a predicted model, not a curated record. Gene Ontology annotation, biological process: cytoplasmic translation. Gene Ontology annotation, cellular component: cytosolic large ribosomal subunit; ribosome.